UGACCAUUUUCGAAAAUCCACCCAUUGCAUAAAAUCAGAAAACAGACACAUCCGAGUCACGUGGCUUGACCUCCACCGGUGGAGGUGCACGAUUUCCAGCGCCAACGAAGAUGCUGUCAACAACAUUCUUCACCAUAAGAUGCGGCCAGACGGACGAACGAACUACGAACUCCGCCCCAUGCGUGUGGCAAUCGGCGAGCUCGACCGCGCCGAUGGCUCGGGGAGGUUUGAAUUCGGUCCCGCCGCCGCCCUCGCCUCCUUCACCGGACCUAUCGAGGUGCGAAUUCGCGACGAGCGCGUAGACGCGGCCACGCUCGAGGUCAUCCACCGCCCCCUCGACGGUAUUGGCGCCACGCCCUCCCGCGCGCUGGAAGACGCCCUCCGCGCCUCCUUCGCCCCCAUUCUCACGCUGAACCGCUUCCCCCGCUCGCUCGUCCAGCUCGUCGUCCAGAGCCUGACUCCCGCCGCACCCCAAGCCUCGUCGUCCCCACCAUGGAUCGGAGAGAAAACGACAUCUUGGCCCCCAUCAACCUUCCCUCCACCACAGGGGACGCCGACCCUCUCCGGCGGCAUGGUGCCGCGCGCGGCCGCGUUCAACGCCGCCUCUCUGGCUGCGAUGCACGCCGGGUCUGUUGGCAUGCGCGCAGUGCCUCUCGCCGUCGGCGUUGCUCUCGUGGACGGCGAGUAUGUGUUGGACCCCAGUGCGGAGGAGGAGGCUGCGGCCGAUGCGCGCUUCGGCUUCGGUUGGGCGUUUGGUACUGGUAUCUCGAGUGCCAAGGAUAGGAUGGAGGACGAGGCUGAGGAGGUCGAGAGCGUCUGGAUUGAGGCUGAGGGGACGUUCACACGGCAGCAGGUGGGUGAUCAGGAGCCGCUGCGCUGACUUCAGUUUGACGAGGCGCGUGCGCUAGGGCUCCGUGGAGCCAGGGAGGUAUUUGCGUUCGUGCAGGGCGAGUUUGAGACGUUCUUCGAGCGGCAAGUGUAGAUUAUGCAUGUGCAUCUAGAGUG
Molecule: messenger RNA, 1005 nt
Organism: Cutaneotrichosporon oleaginosum
Lineage: Eukaryota; Fungi; Basidiomycota; Tremellomycetes; Trichosporonales; Trichosporonaceae
Biological process (GO): nuclear mRNA surveillance; rRNA catabolic process; poly(A)-dependent snoRNA 3'-end processing
Cellular component (GO): cytoplasmic exosome (RNase complex); nucleolus; nuclear exosome (RNase complex)
Source: RefSeq, a predicted model, not a curated record